AUGGCCACGCUCUCAGACGACACACUACGCAAGAUCCUGGUGCAGAUCCAGCAGACCGCUGUGCAGUCGCAACGCGCUCUGAAUGUAUCACGGCAGCAGAUCGCCGCGAAGGAGCGAGAGCGGCGGAUUCUGCAGCUGACGAUUGAGGAGAUCACUUCUCUACAAGGCGAUGUGAACCUGUACAAGGGUGUUGGGAAGAUGUUCAUGAUGGUCCCGCGCCCCACAAUGGAGAAGGAGCUCAAGACGGAGGAGAAGGAGCUUGCUGAUGACCUCAACAAUUUGGCGAAGAAGGCGAAAUACCUAGAGAAACAAUUCAACGACGCCCAAGGCCAGCUCCGCGAUAUCUUCCAAAACGCACCGAAACAAUGA
Molecule: messenger RNA, 369 nt
Organism: Sparassis crispa
Lineage: Eukaryota; Fungi; Basidiomycota; Agaricomycetes; Polyporales; Sparassidaceae
Product: Probable prefoldin subunit
Exons: 5
Coding region: 1-369 (122 amino acids)
Biological process (GO): protein folding
Cellular component (GO): cytoplasm; prefoldin complex
Molecular function (GO): protein folding chaperone
Source: RefSeq, a predicted model, not a curated record